This is a messenger RNA of Stegostoma tigrinum, 6353 nucleotides long. Its product is annotated as inward rectifier potassium channel 2. Bases 1604 to 2884 code for a protein of 426 amino acids. Gene Ontology annotation, biological process: regulation of monoatomic ion transmembrane transport; potassium ion import across plasma membrane. NCBI's taxonomy places the organism in Eukaryota, Metazoa, Chordata, Chondrichthyes, Orectolobiformes, Stegostomatidae. The record is from RefSeq and is a predicted model, not a curated record. Gene Ontology annotation, molecular function: inward rectifier potassium channel activity. Gene Ontology annotation, cellular component: plasma membrane. The transcript is spliced from 2 exons.
CCGGUUUGAGAGCUUAGGGCCGUCAGUCCAAAUGGAAGAAUAUGUAUAUGUUGAAAUGAGAUUUUUUUUCAUUGUUUGUCAUGGCUGGAAGUUUAAGGGAAUUGGAUUCAAAGAGCGCGCACGAUUCGAGCUUGGCUUUUUUCUCCCUCCCCGGUUUUGAUUCGUCUCAGGCCAGUUUGUGUACUUUUGAGAAAGGAGUGUUGUCAGGAGAGCGACAGUAGAUCGUUGUCACAAAUACUGUGUAGAACGCGGUUGGGCUAAAACACUGGGUUUUUUCUUUUUGCUGUCUGUCACUUCUCCCUCCCCUUUCGGUUAAAAUGCAAGAGACGGGACAAGUGCGAUAGUUUGGGCCGCUCUGGAAGUUCUUCAUUGAGCUAUUCUGCUCGCCAAACAAAAAAAUAAGAAGUUGGCAGCUGAAGUAGGAAGUUCGGAAUUUAAGGGCGUUGAUAGCAAAAUGAUAUUUUGAAAGUGGCAUGGGGAGGGAAAGUCAGUCCCGCUGAAACAUUUUCGGACAACCAGCUUCAUCAGUGUGGAGAAGAUUUCUUUUCCCGGUUGUAAUUCUGCAAGAGUUUUGUACGGCUUUGGACAGAAGGGGAAUGGGGUUUAUGAAGCGAUUCGCGUUCCGGACACUUCCACUCUCUCAUGUCCUCGAAAGCCAUUCCAGAUUACCCUGACCUUUCUUUAAAAUAUUGUUUAUGUUUUUUUUAAAGAAGUUUAUUUGCGCUGUCUCGCCGCGUCCAAUUUGUAAACACGGUGAGAAUUCCCAGUCUAAGCCUAGACAACAGAUUUUUUUUCUUGCCAAAUAACACGUGUUCGCCGGGGUAAUUGUUACACUGAGUGAGCUACACCGAAUGAAUCCGGACGAGGAGUCGAAACUGGGCGGUUCAGUGAGUCACCCGACACGCGCGCUAAAAAAGGACUCACUUUAGCAAAACCCGCAGCUCCAGCCUGAGCCGCAGAGCAGUUCAAGCCGGCAGCAUCCUACAUUCCAGUCUCUGCCGAGCUGUACCACACCUCUCAAACCACGCCUCACGCUUCCAGACAUGUGCACCCUCCUGUCCCCUACUUUGCACCCGCUUACCAUCUCUUCAGCUCAGUCACCAGCCCCUUCCUCCUUCUCUCUCGGGAUUCAGGCGGCACGAAUCUCCUGCUGCCGGGAAGUCUCUGGUGUACUUGCCGCUACUGUCAGCGCUGAGGCAGCAACAAGUGCAUGGCAACUUCAGCAGGAUUCCCCCAAGGAAUUUUGCUGCUUCCUCCGGCAGGGAGUAGCUGGGGCUUGGGGGUUCAGACCUCGGGAAAACAAGGGGAGAGGGGAGACAGCCGCUGGGGAGCUGCACGGGGGAACAGUGUACAUCUUGUGCAUCACUGAUAGUCGAGACUUUGAUCAUGCACCAAUGAGUGCUGAAUUACAACACACUAUUGGAUAACCAAGUUGUCCUUAAAAAAGAGACGGCUUGGUGGAGCCAAGGACUCUUGCAGAAGCCUACUUUCACAGAUGUGGUGUGCUCUUCCUUAACGUUCAAAACUGUUUCUUCAAAGGUUGUUCCAGAAAUUUUCAAGACUGUAUCCCAAAGUAGAAACGCAGCAGUCCCAGGCGUUGGCAAUGGGCAGCGUGCGUGCCAACCGCUACAGCAUUGUGUCCUCAGAGGAAGACGGGAUGAAACUAGCUACCAUGGCAGUUGCCAACGGCUAUGGCAAUGGCAAAAGCAAGAUACAUACCAGGCAACAGUGCCGGAGCAGAUUUGUGAAGAAAGAUGGCCAUUGCAAUGUUCAGUUUGUAAAUAUGAGCGAGAAGGGGCAACGCUACUUGUCAGACAUCUUCACAACAUGUGUGGACAUUCGUUGGCGGUGGAUGCUGGUCAUCUUCUGCCUGUCUUUCAUCUUGUCCUGGCUGUUGUUUGGGUGCAUGUUUUGGCUUAUUGCACUGAUGCAUGGUGACUUGGACAACAAAGAAAUGCAUAAACCAUGUGUUUCAGAGGUCAAAAGCUUUACAGCUGCAUUUCUAUUCUCCAUUGAGACUCAGACCACGAUUGGAUAUGGCUUCCGUUGUGUGACAGAAGAGUGCCCCAUAGCUGUGUUCAUAGUAGUCUUUCAGUCCAUUGUGGGCUGCAUCAUUGAUGCUUUCAUCAUUGGUGCUGUCAUGGCCAAGAUGGCCAAACCAAAAAAGAGAAAUGAGACACUCAUUUUCAGUGACAGUGCUGUGAUUGCUAUGAGAGAUGGAAAGCUCUGUUUAAUGUGGCGAGUUGGAAAUUUACGAAAGAGCCAUUUAGUGGAAGCCCAUGUAAGGGCCCAGCUGCUUAAAUCUAGAAUAACACCAGAGGGUGAAUACAUACCCUUGGAUCAAGUAGAUGUUAAUGUAGGCUUUGAUAGUGGAAUAGAUAGAAUAUUUCUAGUGUCGCCUAUUACAAUAGUACAUGAAAUUGAUGAAGACAGUCCUUUCUAUGACUUGAGCAAACAGGACAUGGACAAUGCAGAUUUUGAAAUUGUCGUGAUUCUUGAAGGAAUGGUGGAAGCUACAGCAAUGACCACACAGUGUCGCAGCUCGUAUCUUGCAAGUGAAAUUCUCUGGGGUCACCGAUUUGAACCAGUGCUCUUUGAGGAGAAAAAUUACUACAAAGUUGAUUAUUCCCGCUUUCACAAAACCUACGAGGUUCCUAAUACGCCUCUCUGCUGUGCCAGGGAUUUGGCAGAAAAGAAAUACAUACUCUCCACACCCAACACUUUCUGCUAUGAAAAUGAGGUGGCCCUCAUGAACAAAGACGAUGAGGACAGUGAGGCUGGGACACCAGAUAGUCCAAGUACAGAGACACUAACUAACACGGACCAUAAUCAGGCCACCGUCCCAUUAGAGCCUCGCCCCCUCAGACGAGAAUCUGAAAUCUAACAUCUAAAAUGUAUCUUUUUCUUUAAAAAAAAGAUAAUGUAUCCAUCCAAGCAUAUUAUGCUUAACUGUGCCCAGAACAGCACAUCAAGAAAAGGGUACUGUUGAAGUCAGGCUUUGCUGAAAGGCAGUCCUACAGAGGUUGUUCUUCUUUAGUGACAGAUGGUAGGAGAACAAUUCUUUCAAACAAAGCACUAAUAAUAAUUUUUAACCUGAUAAGGAGGCACAUAAUAGCAAAUGCAGUAGCAUAUAUAUAUAUAUAAUAUACAUAUAUGGCAAAACUUGAACUUGCAGGAAAGACUGGAUGGACGUAAGUUAACCCAAAACAUUAUCUACACCGAUCAAAAUGGCUCUCAAUGGAAACUUAAAGCUCUGAGCGAGGCUUUCAUCUGCUCUGAAAUGGUUUAACUGAACUCCUGAAAGAACAGUGACCACUGAAGAACAAUUUAAUUGAUAAGUUGAUAAGUGAAGUUGCGGCUUAUAUAAUAUUUAUUUUUGAAGUUUUCUUCUAUUGAUUUAUUGUGAUCAAAUCAAAACCAGUAUUUAUGAUUCCUUUUGUUCCUCUAAAACCGGCAAUUAAAAUUUGGUUUGAUUUUCUUACUCCUAGUUCUUUUAAAAUUGACCGACUUCAGUUUCCAAAGAAUUGGCCGACUUAAAUCUUGAUGGUAGUCUCCCACACAUGAAAACUUUGACAAUUCGCUGCACUGACUCUAUGAAGUUCAUAGUUCCACUGUUCAGAAAAGAAGUAAAUGCAUGAAGAUAAUCUUUGUCCGUUAUUAGCAAAUCUUACUGUCUCCCUUUUCCAGAAGUAUGUAUAUCAUAAAGUCAAGUUUAACUAAUGACAAAGGGCAAGCAUGUCUGGCUAUUUAACUAUUGCAGAUGUUGAGAUACUUUUCGUUUUCUAACAAUCUUUAUAUGUGAAUAUAGAUCUUCCAAAGGUGAAGCGCAGCGCAUUCCUCUCAUUUUAAGCAAGUAAUGAAACCCAAACCCUUGGCCCUUGCAUGUUUAUCAGCUUCUUGCUGCUCCACGUUCACUUGAUAGGUGGAACAAUUUGGCCAAACUUCCCUGGCUGUUGGUAUUAUCCGGUAAUCGCCCAGUAAAUGUUGUGACUUGGGUGUAGCAUGAUGGAAAGACAUUCCUCUACUUUGCUGGCUCUUGCCCCCUUCUUCCUUCCCUCUUCACAAGUUGGAUCUAUUCUCUUGAAACACUCUGAUAGCAAGUGAGACAUUAUUUAUGGUGGCAAUACACAGUUCUAUCCUGCGAAUUGAACUUACAGUGCAUUGGCUGGAAGUCUAGCUGAUCAACCAAGCACCAUGACCACUUGCAGUAGAAACAAACCUGGGCUGUAUUGCUGCCUUACUGGGAUAUUAUAGGUUAUGAUUUCUCUGUAGCAAAAUAGCUCACAACAGGGUGAAGUAGAAAUAGUCUUUCCAGUGAGCAAGUCCUAUGGUACUAGCCCUCAGAAGGUUUGAGCAUCUGUGGCUUAUCUAACCUGCUCAUCUGAAUGAAGCUGCACAGAGGAGAGAACAAUGGAGAGGUCAAAUUGCAUAGUUUUAAUGUUUAAGGUUUCUUUAAUGGAAUGUUACAAAGAAUUUUAAACUCUUUUGAUUUCCCAUUGUCUGCGCUUGAAAGAGAGCAUCCCAUUUCUCUUUCCUUUCCACAGCUGUUCAGCUGAUGUCACAGCACUAGUUCAAGUCAAUAACCCUACAUUCCAAAGCUGGUUUGUCUGAGGAAGAUGACUUACUGCUGUGAAGACAGAUUUAAACUGAUUCACCAAAAGUUCACAUAAUCUUUAAGAAAUAGUCAGUUGCACAAAACAGUUUCUGGUCCGCAAUGAAGUUGCAGCAGAAUUAACUAACUCCAGACCAACUUAGAAUAGUGGGAAAAGGGUCACUGAACGUUUUGGUAAAAGAGUUGGCAUGUCACCAAGCAAAUGACAUCCACAGUUUUUCAAAAAAAAAUUAAUUCAAUAUUAGGCACACUGGAAGAAAGACAGAACAUUUUUAAAAAAAAUACCAGUAUUUUUUAAGCAGUGAGAGAGGUUAGCAAAACUCAAUUUGUUUUGUUGUGGUAGUUAAAUAUCACUGACCGGCUGAAAGCAGACGGUAAUGUGGGGUCAGCACACCUGCCAACUAAUUGCAAAUGGUCUCCUUGCCAACUCUAAUUAUAGCUUUAUUAGCACAUUUUCCCGUGGAGGACUGUUUAGGCAAUUGGCAGCUUUCUCUGACCUACAAGUUGCUAUGUGUCCUACCGAAACCAAAAACAGUGAACAAUAUAUGACAGCUUGGAACUAGUAAUGGGGUUUGGUGGGUGUAGUGGGAGGGUAAAUUAACCAAUACACACACAUGACAGAUUAGUUAACUGUAGAGAGAAAAUAUGCACAAGGCAACUUGAAGAUGGAUGCUAUCCGUCAGUAUAAAAAUUGCAAAAAUACUGCACAUGCUGCUAAUAAAAGUGCAUCCCUCGGUUCCUCAGAAUGGAAUUUCAACCAAAGAGUAUUUACACCAGCAAAUAAAGCAAUGGUAAAAGAGCAGGAAACCAAGGAGCUGGCUUACAACACUUUGGAUUGACCUGCAAAAUGCUGCCAUUUCACUGAAGAAAAAUUAGCACAUUUUAAAAAUUUAAAAAAACAAAAAAAAACUUUCUUGAACACUUCAGGGCUCAAUUGCCUGAUGCAUAUAUUUAUCAGGAAAAAGAAACAGCAUUUUUACAACAGAAAACUCUUGCAAUAUAUAGUUUUUAAUAAAAUGUACAGUUUAUAAAUGUUUAAUGAAUAUUUUCAUAUUUAAAGCCAAAUGUAAAUAAAGUCAAAAUAAGAUGCCACAUGAGGAUAAAAACUGGCAAUUCAGUAUCUUGUAACAACCAGUAGACCCAAGAUGCUGCAGGUUAGCGCAGGUCACUUGAUUUUAACAUUGUUCAAGCUUAAUAGGGUUUGUUACAACUAUGAACUUUCAUUAUUUAUUAUUUAAGCAUGACAUAGAGUUAAAAUUCAUAGAAUACCUUAAUGACAUUAAAAGAAAACUGGUUAGAAUUUGGAAUGUUGCAAUCUUGUCAAGACAUGAUGAACUAGUUUAACUCUCAUGCACUCUUUGUACGAAAUAUUUCCACUAAAGAUAUAUAUUUUUGGCCUUCCUACAAGGCAUGUUGGGAUAACAAAAUUGUGAAGUACUGUAAUGUCUAUAAAGUAUAGCUGCUCUCGACCAUUUAACUUAUUUAGUGCUGCAUGGUGGCCACCUCUCUGCCAGUAAGACUUGUUGUCUUAUGAACUCCUUACAGCUUUCCCUACAGACACUUGCAGCUUGUCAAAUCUACGGUUGAUGAUGUUCUUGAUUUUAUUGUACCUGUACCAUUUUUGCAGCCUUUUGUAUCAACGUCUUCCUACUGUACUGCACAGAUCCACCAAUUGUACAGAUUUUUUAAAAGAAAUGUAUGUCUUAUUUUAUGGUUGAAAUAAAUUUUUUGUGAAAUAUUA